CUCCAACUGGAGCGCAGCAGCAGCAUACAACACUAUUCAACAUGAAGAUCACGCUCAUCCUUUCCCUUAUUGUGGCGACAGUCAGCUUUAUCCAAGCAACACCUGUCAACAAUCCCUAUCAGGCCGUUCACUCAGCCAUCGAUCUAAGUGGACAGCCGGUGAGAGCGAGGCGUGCUAGCUUUGACGACUAUUAUAUCUGCUAUCCGAGCAGCGUGGUCUACAGCUAUCAUAGCAACUCCUUGGAGUCACAUCGUCGUAGUGAUGCGGAACGCAGCUUUUCGCGCUACGAUGCUCGCAGAGAUCGUGCGGAUAGAGAAGGCCCCGACUACACAGAUGUCUUUGGCAAAUAG
Drosophila hydei is the source of this 350-nucleotide messenger RNA. RefSeq lists its product as uncharacterized. The record is from RefSeq and is a predicted model, not a curated record. Bases 42 to 350 code for a protein of 102 amino acids. Lineage: Eukaryota; Metazoa; Arthropoda; Insecta; Diptera; Drosophilidae. The transcript has a single exon.